Molecule: messenger RNA, 354 nt
Organism: Babjeviella inositovora NRRL Y-12698
Lineage: Eukaryota; Fungi; Ascomycota; Pichiomycetes; Serinales
Exons: 1
Coding region: 41-271 (76 amino acids)
Source: RefSeq, a predicted model, not a curated record
CACAUCAGAUCUCUGUGGUAGCCAGUGAUGAAAUCUUGCUAUGUAUACCACUUGGACGUUUCUCGUCUCAAACUUUGACUUGGUAGCAAUGAAAUUUUCUUCUUAUCCCUGUCUAUUUUCCCGUUUAGUGUGUAACAGCGGAUGUCUGACCUCAUUGUGCAUGCGCCGUAAUGCAUGCACGCAUGUUUUUCCGAGCCCUUCUAAACCACUCCAAGUCUCAGAAACAGAUAAGGGAGGAAACCUGUACUGCAAGAAUUCAACUUUUGCCUGAAUCUAUUCCUGCUAAUACGUCAGAUUUAAACGGUUGGUCUUGAAGGUUCAAAAUCUGUUUUGUGCUAUAGUGACUCCAUUAGU